AACCCCGGCACCUGCGCGAACAGCACAUCCAGCGUGAUAUUCGACACAUCGACCUUUCCCGCACGAUUCCAACGUCGCAAGCAACAAUGCUGAGUCUGGGUUCUAUAUCCGAUCUCCUCAAGCGGUCACCCAGACAGCGAAACGCGGCAAACGAUGUCGCACCGGAGCGUCGGGACCAGCCGAAUAUCAACCCCGCCGACAUCAGCAUCGAUGCAACAAGCGGCGACGAAAGCAGUUUGAACAAACAGUCGCCGCUGGACCACUCAGGCUCGCCGACUUCCGAGUCGACUGCCAGCGCACUCGAGGCACUCCCAGCCGAGCUGCGAAACCAAAUUCUCUCCUCGGUCGCUGACAUUGGAGUUGAGGAGCUGAGGGCGCUGGUGCGCGCAUCACCCGUGUUCCAUGAACACUACCGACUGGACCGCAAAGCCCUUCUCAGUCGAGCUCUCAAGUCCUCCCUUGGCAACCAGCUUGUGGAUGCCUACGCCGUGCAUACGUCUGUUUCACUUCCCACAAGGCGCAGAAAAAAUAUCAGCCUGGAAGAUCUGUCGCUUUACAUGGACAAGUAUCACAGCCUGCGCAACUUAUCCCCCGAUCAGCUCCUGUCAGAGAUCAACAUGGACGAGGCGGAUGCCAUUGCCAUGGCGUCCUUCCACCUUUCUAUUAUCUGUCCGGUUGUGGAACAGUGCGCCGUCCUCUUCCUCCAGCAUCUGGAUCCCUCACUUCAUCUCGACAGUCUCUCCUGGACGAAGCGGGCGCGCCUCCUCCGUGCUCUAUACCGUUUCGAGCUCUGCCGUAACCUCCUACGGUACGUGUGCGGGGAGGAUUACGAGAUUUUAGACGUGUUCUUCUGCAAGCUCCACCCCUGGGAGAUUGAAGAGAUUGACUGUAUUUGUUCCUUGUGAAAGAGAGGUACGGUCGAGUGUGCGACAUCCUGCGAUCCAUUGACGAAAUGGAGUCCUUGGACCUCACUGAUGGCCCAGACGAAUGCGAGAACGCGAUACAAGGAACGGCAUCACGAGGCCUGUCACUGUUCG
This is a messenger RNA of Chaetomium strumarium, 1037 nucleotides long. RefSeq lists its product as uncharacterized. The record is from RefSeq and is a predicted model, not a curated record. NCBI's taxonomy places the organism in Eukaryota, Fungi, Ascomycota, Sordariomycetes, Sordariales, Chaetomiaceae. The transcript is spliced from 3 exons. Bases 87 to 905 code for a protein of 272 amino acids.